UCUCUCGCUAUCUCGGAAUCGAGGGGUCUGGCCUACGCUGCGAUUGCUUCUUCAGAGCAUCCUUCUUCAGCCUUGUGCCCUCUACAGUGGCAGCCUCACACAAACUAUCAACAUGGCUUCCGAAUCCAGGCUCUACCAGAUCUCCGGCGAGACCAAGUCUCAUCUGCUCAAGUUCCGCUUGACGACAUCUCGGGCCAGCAAACCUCAGGCAGUGAUUUAUUUGAUUGAUAAAAACACUCACGAAAUCCGCCAAGACGAUGACAAGACUGUAUACACCUCCCUCGACGAGAUAGCCGACGACCUCCCCGACAGCACCCCUCGAUUCAUCUUCCUCAGCUAUCCCUUGACGAUGCCCGAUGGACGGCUAUCCGUGCCUUACACCAUGAUCUACUACCUCCCCAUCAACUGCAAUGCCGCAACAAGGAUGCUCUACGCCGGCGCAAAAGAGCUGAUACGCAACACGGCCGAGGUGAACAAGGUUAUCGAUAUAGAGUCUGCAGAGGAUCUGGAAGAUAUUCCAAAGCAGUUGAGCGGAUAGAAAUAAUAAUAAAAGAAAUAACAUGUUCGCUAUGCC
Molecule: messenger RNA, 574 nt
Organism: Trichoderma atroviride IMI 206040
Lineage: Eukaryota; Fungi; Ascomycota; Sordariomycetes; Hypocreales; Hypocreaceae
Biological process (GO): negative regulation of Arp2/3 complex-mediated actin nucleation; actin filament debranching
Cellular component (GO): actin cortical patch
Molecular function (GO): actin binding; Arp2/3 complex binding
Source: RefSeq, a predicted model, not a curated record